Molecule: messenger RNA, 2249 nt
Organism: Dermatophagoides pteronyssinus (European house dust mite)
Lineage: Eukaryota; Metazoa; Arthropoda; Arachnida; Sarcoptiformes; Pyroglyphidae
Product: angiotensin-converting enzyme-like
Biological process (GO): proteolysis
Cellular component (GO): plasma membrane
Molecular function (GO): peptidyl-dipeptidase activity; metallopeptidase activity
Source: RefSeq, a predicted model, not a curated record
AAAUUCAGUGAAAAUAACUUUGGUUGACAUCAUCAAUAAUGUCAUCAAUCAAUUAUUAUCGAUCCAAAUUGCUGCUGCUGCUGUCGUUAUUAUUGAUUUUUUUCUGUUCAAUCAAUCAAUUUGUAAAUGGUGAAGAUGAGAUACCGAUAUCAUCGACCACCGCUUCGACUUUGACCACCUCAAAUUCCACCACCACUACUGUUGUUUCACCACCGGUGUCAAACGCAACUGAUGAACAAUUAUCACCGACAACGACGACGAAACAAGAAAAUUCUACAACCGAAAAACUCAAUGAAAAUGAAAAUGAUGAAGGGGGGUUAAUCCGGGAUGAAAAUAAAGGCCGUGAAUUUAUGCUUGAAUUUGAUAAACUAAUGGAACAAUUAAAUUAUGAAAUUGUUGAAGCAAGUUUUAAUUUUCAUACAAAUUUAACUGCUGAAAAUCAAGCACAUUUGGUAAGUUUCUUGUUAGAGAAAUUUCCCUGGUAAUCUAAUCUAAAUCUUACUUUUCUGGAAAUUUUCCCAUCUUUUUCUUGCCAGCUUGAAGUAACAAAAAAAUUAAAUCGUCAACAAAAAGAAAUAUGGAAAAAAUCAAAACGUUAUGAUUAUCAACAAUUUUCAGAUCCAAUUUUACGUCGGUUAUUUGAAAAAAUAUCCGUACUUGGUAUACCAGCAUUAGAAGAACAGGAUUCGGAAAAAUUUACAAAAAUAUCAACCGAAUUAACACGUACAUAUGAUCAGGCAUCAAUAUGUUUAGAUGGAAAAUGUGGACUGGAUUUAGAUCCAGAUUUAUAUCAAAUUAUGGCCAAAUCACGUGAUCCAGAAAAAUUAAAACAUGUAUGGAUUGAAUGGCGUAAUCAAGCUGGUAGUCCAAAUCGACAACGUUAUAUUGAAUAUAUCCAUCUUGGUAAUAAAGCUGCAAUUGCAAAUGGUUUCAAAACAUUAGAUGAUCUUUGGUUAUUUCCAUGGGAAACCGAAGAUUUUAAACAACAAGUUGCCCAGCUAUGGGAAGAAUUAAAACCAUAUUAUCAAAAAAUUCAUUCAUAUGUUCGAAUGCGUUUACGACGAUUCUAUGUUGAAGAUCGUAAUGAUAAUGAAACAACAACGACAAUAAAUUGGCCAACGGAUGGUACAAUUCCAGCACAUUUAUUGGGAAAUAUGUGGUCACAAACAUGGGGAAAUAUUUAUGAUUUGGUUGUACCAUAUCCUGGUCGUAAAUCAUUAGAUGUUACGGAAGAAAUGCGUGAACAAAAUUAUACAGCAAUGAAUAUGUUUCAUUUGGCUGAAAAAUUUUUCAAAGAUUUAGGUCUUAUACCAAUGCCUGAAACAUUUUGGAAAUAUUCAAUGUUUACAAAACCAUCCGAUCGUAAAGUUGCAUGUCAUGCAACUGCAUGGGAUUUUUAUAACCGUCAGGAUUUUCGUGUAAAAAUGUGUACAUCGGUUACAAUGAAAGAUUUAAUAACCGUACAUCAUGAAAUGGGUCAUAUACAAUAUUAUUUGCAAUAUAAAGAUCAACCGGUUGCAUUUCGUGAAGGUGCAAAUCCUGGUUUUCAUGAAGCUGUUGGUGAUUUACUAGCAUUAUCAGUAUCAACACCAGAACAUUUGAAAAAAAUUAAUCUUUUAUCACCGAAUGAAACGGUUGAUCAAGAAAUCCUUCUGAAUUAUCAAUUAAAAAUGGCUUUAGAUAAAUUGGCAUUUCUGCCAUUCGGUUAUCUAAUGGAUGCUUAUCGUUGGGAUCUGUUUAGCGGUAAAGUUUCAUUGGACGAAAUGAAUAAACAUUGGUGGUGGUAUCGUUUGCAAUAUCAAGGUAUUUCACCACCAGUUCGACGUAAUGAAUCAGAUUUUGAUCCUGCUGCAAAAUAUCAUAUACCAGCUGGUGUUGAAUAUAUCCGGUAUUUUGUUUCGUUUAUUAUACAAUUUCAAUUUCAUCAAACACUUUGUAAAAUUGCACAACCUGGUCGGCCAUUAUAUCAAUGUGAUAUUGAUGGUAAUCAUCAGGCUGGUGAACAUUUAGCCAAAAUGUUACGAUUAGGAUCUUCGGUACGUUGGCCAGAAGCAAUGAAAUUGAUGACCGGUUCGGAACGAAUGUCAGCCGCACCAUUAAUUGAAUAUUUUCAACCAUUAUUUCAAUGGUUAGAUCAACAAAUCGUUAAUGAAACAUUAGGAUGGCAGGUAAAUCUGGAUAAUUAUAUUUGAUUUAUAAAUGACUAAAAUAAUUAAUUUUUGCGCAAAAUACAAAAAAAAAUUGAAUUU